GGCAGGGCGGUGUGCUGUGAGAGCACUGGGAAUGGCAAACUCCACAAUCGCCUUGGAUACGUCUGACUAAAGGACCAUGACCGGGGCUUUUUGGCAUCAUUACCUAUGGACAAUCUCAUGGACAAUCAGUCAUUUUCUCCGAGGUCUCCCAUGGAUAUGAAGGGCUCCAGAAGACAGAGGACGUCACUUCACUACACUAGAUGCUGCUGACCACUCCGCUCCUUGGUCACCUUCCUCCCCUCACGCGAUCUGUUGCACUUUGAAGAACUGCAGCUGUGAAAACUUUAGGCCCAGUAAGCUCAAGAAGAGGCAAUGCGACACCUGCAAGCAUGGCUGGGUGUCCCACGCUUUGAGCAAGUUAAAGACUCAUCAAAUGUACGACAGCAGCCAGGUUGAAAUUGUCCACUCCAACGUUGUAUUCGACAUCUGCAGUCUGAUGCUGUAUGGCACCCAGGCCAUUCCGAUUCGUCUCAAGAUCCUUCUAGACCGCCUGUUCUCUGUCCUGAAGCAGGAAGAGGUUAGCCAGAUCCUGAAUGCAUUGGACUGGACACUGCAAGACUACAUCCGUGGAUACAUUCUGCAGGAUGUUGCUGGGAAUGUGCUAGAUCGAUGGGCAGUAAUGACAUUCGAAGAAGAACUUGCCACCUUGCAACAGUUCCUCCGUUUUGGGGAGACUAAAUCCAUUGUGGAACUAAUGGCUUUACAAGACAAGGAAGGGGAGUCAGUUUUGGUUCCUAGCCUGAGCACAAACUCAGACAUUCGCACUUUCAUUGAGCGCAGCACUCACCACACAGCCACCAUGGUUAAAAUUGAAAAGGUAAACAGCAACAACAUGCACCACUUUGAAAACUUAAUGAACAGCAUGAACUUCAUGCUUCCGUUUCAGCUGCUCUGUCCUGUACCAGCUCCAACUCUGGGCUCAGCAACAGGGCCAAUCCAACAUCUACCACAGCAGAAUGAGCAGCUAGUGAUUCGUGAAAACCUGAUUUAUCAUUCACACUCUGCUGGAACCAGCUUGAAUUUAUUUGAAAAUGACGUCAACCGAUGUGACAGGCCAAUGGAAAGCUUCACCACCACCUCGCCAAAGAUAGAAAUCGAAAAUUUUUCCACAAGUGACAACUACUCAGAUGGACCCUCCAAACCAUGUACGCCAUCCAUUCGCUGUGACAUCACACACAUGUCACCUGAUGGAAAACUACGUCCUAUGGAAAGAAGUGUCAGUAGCGGCACUGGGACUUCUCGGGGUGCGUCACUGAAGAAAAGUCGCGUGUUCUGCAAUGCUUGCGAGAAGACGUUUUACGAUAAAGGCACACUAAAAAUCCACUACAAUGCUGUGCAUCUGAAGAUAAAGCACAAAUGUACUAUUGAGGGCUGCAACAUGGUAUUCAGUUCGCUACGAAGCAGAAACCGUCACAGUGCCAACCCUAAUCCACGACUUCAUAUGCCUAUGAACCGCAAUAACAGGGAUAAAGACCUUCGGAGUGAAUUGUCUGCUGAUGAGGUUUCACAUUCUGUGGGUCAUGUCGAAACAGGUUCAAAGGUAUCCAGUGGCUGUUUCUCAAGCAUUAGGCAGAAUAGCAUUCUAUUUCCGAAUUUAAAAACAGUACAGCCUGUCCUUCCAUUCUACCAUAGUCUGGUUACGCCCAGAGAGCUAGCAAACACAUCAGGAUCACCCCCCACUCUCCCUCUUUUGUCAACCUCUGUGCCCGCCACUCCAAUUCCUGAGUUCUACACCACUGAUCCUGUACCAAAGAAAAAGUCUCGAAAGUCGAGCAUGCCAAUAAAGAUAGAGAAAGAAAAAGAGGGCGAAGAUGGUGAACCACUGAAGAUAGGAAGUUGUUUUGAAGUUGACAAUAUAAUUAAUAAGCACCAGGACGAGUGUGACAGUAGUCGAACAGUGAGCAGUAUCUGCGUGAAACAAGCCGUAGUGAAAGAAAACAAAGGUGCACGCAGCACUAACAAGAGAGGGGAAAAGCAGAAUGUCACCCAGAAUAUGGAUGAAGAGACCAUGGGCUGUUCUCGAUCUUCUGAUCUCAAGGCUGUGAAAAAACAUGAUUUUGGUCAGAAGCUCAAUGAAAAAGAAGAAAGACAUCAAUGUGAGGAGUUUGAGCACAUAUGUGAAAAUCAGUUCAUUGGGGAUCAUUUUGGUCCGGUGAGGGUUGGAUUAGAUGGAUUAGUGGAUCAUUUCAUUGAUUCAAGUUUGUCUGAAAUUGAUGACAUCUCACACCACUGUGAAGUCUGUCAUAAGACCUUCAAGAAUCCACCCAACACCAAGUUGCACUAUGAAAACAUUCAGUGCACAGUGGAUGGCUGCAAUGCUACCGUUUCAUCCCGCCGGAGCCGAGACAGGCACAGUGGGAAUUUGAAACUUCACUACAAGCAACUGACCAAAGACACAGUACAAAGCAAGUUUCUAAAAUCCUCAUCCAACUGUGGGUACACAGACCUUGCCUAUUGCCAGGACCCAAAUGUCAGAGAGUCAAAUAUUCAAAGUUUGGUUUUCUCCGGAGGACAAAACUGCAUAGGCCAGGUCUUCCCAAGAAAAGAAAUAAUACAAAUUAAAGUACCAGACAGCUCAAACACAUCUCCCAUAGUAGAGGAUGAAAUGGUCCUGGACCUUAGCACAUCCUCUUGCAGGCCACCAAAAGGAAAGUCUGAGUCGUCCUGUGAAGGAGCCAGAAGUGAUGGAGGAGAAUGCCUUGAAGAAGACAAGGAUCAACUCAUAAUAGAAGAUAGCGAUGAAAGUUGUGAUUAUGUCAAUGUAGGGAAAGAUGAUGAGGAGGACUGUACCACUGGACGGCUGGGGAACCAUUGUACCAUUGGGCGUCAGCAAUUUGGACUUCAGGGAAUAGGAAAUGGGCCACCAAUAACUUGUCAUAUCUGUCAUAAGGUCUACAGCAACAAGGGGACAUUCAGGGCCCAUUACAAGACUGUCCAUCUUCGACUGCUUCAUAAAUGCAAAGUCCCUGGCUGUGACACAUCAUUUUCUUCUGUGCGGAGCAGAAACCGUCAUAGCCAGAACCCAAAUCUCCACAAGAAUCUUGCCAUUAUGUCAGGACUCCCUAUUAAGCAGGAUUAGCUAUAGUAUUUACCUGUAUUUUGGUUGCUGGCCACUACGUGAUGGCAGCAUCGUGAUUAUUGCUUCUUAAAAUUUGGUAUAUAAGCUUGGAGAGACAUUUUGGAAUCUCUUUAAAACAAAAAAAAAGGAAAAGAAAAAAAAAAAUCACAGUUUCUGUGAUUUGCAAUGGUCUGUUGUAUAGUAAGUGUCAAAUAUUAUCAUUCUCUAUGUGAAGUAAUAUCUAGACAACAACUGUGGCCUCAACUUGAUGAUACAAUCAUUCUGCUUUAUUGUUCUGAAAAUUGUUGUUAAAAUGUUUCGUGUAUUGUCUGUUAUGAGGUGUUCUGUUGAAAGUGGUAAUUGUUUUGGGUGUGUGUACUGUGGAUGCAACCAAAGACUUUUUAGAGCGGAGUGUACUGAGAACCUAAUGUGAUUAAAAAGGUUACCACAUUUUCAGUUUAAUACAGCAACCGUUGUUAUUUUAUUUUGUUAUCACUGUUGGAUAAUGGACUUGGCAUUGUAAUGUUCAAAUUUUACUUGACGGACAGAAAGAGAGUGAACACUAAACAAGUAAGCCAUUAUUAGAAUAUGCUAUUUCUAAAAAGAAGAAAGGAUGCAAAUAAUAACAAUAAAAAAAGAUAAUAAUAAUCCAUAAAUGUGGUUUUUUUUUUAACAUUGAAUAUAAAUAUCACAAAAAAUGAAUAUGUUUUGAUAAAAAAAAAAUCUGUUUUUUAAAUGACUGAUAUUUCUGUCAAUUUG
Molecule: messenger RNA, 3817 nt
Organism: Synchiropus splendidus (mandarinfish)
Lineage: Eukaryota; Metazoa; Chordata; Actinopteri; Syngnathiformes; Callionymidae
Gene: bnc1
Product: basonuclin 1
Exons: 8
Coding region: 374-3079 (901 amino acids)
Biological process (GO): regulation of transcription by RNA polymerase I
Cellular component (GO): nucleus
Source: RefSeq, a predicted model, not a curated record